Brassica rapa (field mustard) is the source of this 12377-nucleotide messenger RNA. Its product is annotated as CLAVATA3/ESR (CLE)-related protein 19. Lineage: Eukaryota; Viridiplantae; Streptophyta; Magnoliopsida; Brassicales; Brassicaceae. The record is from RefSeq and is a predicted model, not a curated record.
AAUAAUUUUAAAUAUAGUAAAUUAAGAUUAUCUGUGAUAAAUUAUUUGUAUAAAAAUCUAAUUGUUUCUUAAAUCUUUACGUAAAGAUUAACAAUUUUUCCACAAAAUGUGGUAUAAUACAGAUUCUUAACCCAAUUAAUAUCCUACUCUAUUAGUAGAUUAAGUAAUUAAGUCAAUAUUAAGUAUAUUAUAUAAUUAAUGUGUAUAUUAAACGGUAGAACUAUGAAUAAGUCCAAAACUUAAAUGACAACUUUCAUGGUAGAUAAAAAUAUGACUCUAUUUUAAUAGAGUACACUAGAUUUUGACCCACGUUUGAGAAACACGGGUUUGUUUUUGAAAUUAAAUAUGUUUUUUAAAAAUAAAUUUUUAUAUAAGUUUGUGUAUAGGUUUGGGCACAUUUAUCUGAAACCGCGACCUGGAUCGUAAAAAAAUAAAAAAGAAAACGAAAAGUACAAUAUAACUGAAUAUUAUAAAUAACCAAGGAUAUCAUAUAUCUCUAAGACCAAAAUUUUAACACCGAACCGAAAAUCAAAUGAGUACCUAAAUUUAAAAAUUAUCCGAAUUAUUAAAUAUUUUAAUUUGUACACCUUUUUAAACCCAAAAUUAUCAUAUAGAAAUUAUAAAAUGAGUUAAAUCUAUUGUUACCAAAAAUCUUGGUAAAAAAUAUAAGUAUAAUUGUUUUGAUACUUUGGUUGAUAGAAAUAAGUAAAAUGAUGUAUUAGUGUCGUAAUAAAUAAACUUGUAGACCAAGUAAGAUAAUUAUUUUUUGUUUUUUGUUUUGAUAAUCGUAUCUCUAGUAUAUUAUUAACAAAAAAAUCUUAGAAUAUGUCUACUUAGCAUAUUCACAAUAUAUUCAUUUUUUGUUAACAUAUUCUUACAAUUUAAAGCUUUAAUUUUAAAUUUGUAAUUAUCAACCAAUCUUAUGGUUUAAAUAAUAUGUAACUGUUUCAAGAAUAUGUAUAUGUGAUGUAAUGUUUUGAUGUAUUUGAAUGUAAGAGUACGAUUGUAUAACAAACAGUGUGAUGAAGAAUGUGGUAUGAUUGUGUCAAAUGGUGGUCUAGGUCUUUAACAUAGUCAUGUUUGACUUUUGAAUAAGUGACAUUUGAAUAAGAGUUUAGACAUCUUGUAUUUUUUCUUCGAAGAGAAGACAUGUAAGGUCAACAUAAGACAUUAAGGAGCUCUUUCAUUUAAAAAAAAACAGUCUGAUCAAUGGCAAGAUGGAGUGUAAUGUUUCAUAGUUCGUAGGUCAAUAGAAUGACAUAAUUUUGUAUAUUAGGAUAGAUCAGUCACGUUAUAAUCUUAAUGGGACAUGUUUAGAAGUCGUUGGUGGCCAAUAGAAUUGAUAUAGUUUUGGUAUAAUAUUUUAUUAAUUUGUAAAUAUAUGGUGUAAUAUUUUUGAUUUGUUUGUUAGAGCAAAAAACGGGUAUAGAUGUGGUAUAAUCUAAUUAACGUGUAAUGCUACAAAAAUAUAUGGUAAGACAAAAAAAGUAAAUCUAAUGAAAGGGUCUAAACAAUCUUUAUAAGUAGAUUUAUAAAGGGUCUAAACAAUCUUUAUAAGACUGCUUCCCUUUUAAUAGAAUAGAUAUACAACUGAUUAAGAUUGUUUGUCCGCCUAUAACCCAUAUACUUGCUGUGAUAAUAACACAGAUGGAAUAGAACAAGGACUUUGUUUCUUCAACCUGGUUGAGCUGAUGCAGAAUAUUUACGUUUAAUAUCUUGUGGAAGAGGUCUUUCCUCCAAAUUAUGCAUGAUAUGUGAGAGACCUAGAGGGAGAUCCGCUUACCAGAAAUCUCAAGAGGUUUUAUGGUAUAGCCCCUGCUUUGGUUGAGAUUUGUAUGCACAGUGGAGGUCGGGUUGCUCAAUGCUACAAGACUAUGAUGAGGCAUGACAUCAUUGUUCCUGACUCACAGGAAGCAAACUUCGUCGAUUAGGUCUUUGGACAUGUUCAUAGUAGAACACCAUUGCUAGGGUAAAGUUUAGGUCUUUGGACAUGUUCAUAGUAGAACACCAUUGCUAAAGAAUCCUCGUAAUAUUGUUGAUGAUAGAAUGAGAGCGAUGAUCUUUCUUCAGUCAUUUAGCGUAUCUGCCUGUGUUUAAAAUGUUUGUAAUUUUAAUAGAACAUUCCUUAAAUAUUACAUAAGAUAAAUAUAGUGAUGAUGUGAAUGUUGAUUCUUUGUGAAACACUAAAUGGAUUAUAUAUCCACCACUCAACCCAGUUAUACCGUGCAAAAUCUUGGACAAUCUUGUGCAAGUUUGUGUAAAUUUCAGUUAUCUAAAUAACUCUAAUGAGAUUAUGUGCUUUGAUAAUUUGCCAAAUGAAAAUAAUGUUGGACACAACUCCUAAAUCAGUAGGUGGAUGGUCGUCUUCUUCAAGAUAUACACAAGUAAAGAAAAGAGUAUAGACAAGCAUUGCUCUUAAAAUAGAUUCUUAAGAAACAGAGUAUUUUAUAGUGUUCUGUGAAGCUGCAUGUUGAUUGAAUUCUCUUUAGAAAAAGGUUGUUGUGUCGAGGAAAUGAUUUACUUGUUACACCUUACAUCAUGUACUUAGACAUAUCCACCGACAUGUUACAUACUGCUUUAAACAAUAUAUACAAUACAUCAUACCCAUCAAAAUGCAGCCCACCAUUUUAGUUAUCGUCUGCACAAAAUCUAACAAUGAUAUUUACUGCCUAACUGUAUUUGUCAGCUUUUGGUUGCAUAGUAUAGCCCUUAGUCUACAUAGAAGUUUGCUUCCCUAAAAUUAACUCUUGUCUAUCAUCUGGCUUACCUGUGCUUCCACGAAAUAAAUCACCAUUGAAAUGUCCAUCUCAUUAAUGGCAAUAGAACUAUCUAUUUAGUUAAUGUGUGUCCACGUGAACAAGAUCAGCACCAACACUUGUGACGAUAUAUAUAUAUAUAUAUUUUUUCUUGUGAUGAUAUUUUUGAAAUUCUCAGAUACACAAACCUAGGUUUUAACCAGUAACGACUCUCGAAUAUAUAUAGAGGAACAACUGAUCAUUUUAUUUACAAAAAUCAAUCAACUUUUAUUUUUGUUAAACGUAACUCGUCAAUAUCAACAUGUGUGUUACUUUUCUAAUUAAAAAAAAUUUGUUUUGGAAAGCUAGUUGUAAUGAUUUCAUAAUCCACUAUUUUAUCUGGUAUAUGAAACAUAUAUAUCAAUGUGUUUAAUUUCAGAUAUAUAACCAGGAUUAUGAAAAAAUAUUUGAAAAAUCAAGUUCAUGAUAAGUUUCAAAAAAAAAAAUCAAGUUCAUGAUAAAAAAAUCUAGUUCAUGAUAAAAAGUCCAGUUCAUGAUUAACAAACUAAAUGUUAAUAAAAAAUUGACAUUUAUUGUUUUUCUUGAGAAAAGGCUUUCUAAAAAAACAUUUAUUGUUACUUUUGAAGACGAUAUAAAAGAAAAAACAAUUCACGAACAAACUAAAAGUAUUGAAUUGUGGUUUUUUUUCUGUGGUUGGGUUAUAUAGGCAUUGACAAUGCUAUUGAUCAGGUUACGUUUUUAACCUUUUAUGUACAAAUUCAAAAGUUUAGGGUUACACACAUUUUUUGCUUAAAUUUGGGUUACGCACAUUUGAGAUAGUUCUUUGUUAAGUUGUAACUGAAUACAUGACAUACUUUUAUAUUUUAUUUGAUUCUCACGUUGUUGUGUGUGUGUUUUUUUAAUGAGAUUCAGUAGAUAACAAAAAGUAAAGAUGUGAAAUAACAUUGAUUGGUAAGUUUCGUGAUAUAAUUGUGUGAAAUCGAGAAGUUGAAAGAAAGAGUGAUGGUGUGAAAGUAAAAAUGAGGAGAGUCCUUUUGGGAAGAAAAAAAUUAAAUGCGUUUGAUUGAAAUCAAUAGUUGCUAUAGUACUAAGUAGUUAGUAGGAGGAAGCAAACAAGCAUGGGUUCUGUUUUCACUUGUUCACUUACUUUUAAAGUCGCACUGCCAAACUCAUUACAGUUUCCAUGUUCUUUGUUUCAAAGGUUUGUCCGAUACUCUCUUCUUCAUAAUGAAACACUACAUAUGUAACGUAUAUACAAAAGCUCUUUAAGUGAUUAAAAUUGUUUGGAACAUGACCAUAUCCAUUAGUAAAUUAAGUUUUUCGUACUCAUACUAAGAUCAACUGAUGACAUCAAGUAAUAUGAACCUUGAGAGAUACUAAGAUCAACUGAUGACAUCAAGUAAUAUGAACUAUAAUAUAAAUUACACCAUAUUAAUUAAGCUUGAAAUCUACCUUUCGAAUCUAGAGCCACUUGUAAGGGAGAUAACAUACAUAAGAAGGCAAGUAAGAGUAUCAUGUUGUUUUUCUGGUGAGUCGUAGCAGAAUGUUUGGGUUUUAUUCAUAAAGAAAAAAUCUAUUUAAUAUUUAUUUUAUUAAAUUACAACUGGUCAGCUUUACUGUUACCAUAAAUGAGUCCACAGGUUCACUUAAUGAGGCUGAGGAUGAUGAAUCUUCAUAUCAGAGACAUAAAUGAAUAACCUCUCUUUUUUUUUAUCGUAGCGACUAGCGAGAACGAGAUAAAGACGGACAUGCAUGAUUUCCACAUAAUUACCUAAUUAUUUUUAAACAAUAUUAUUUAAGUUACAUGCUUGAUUUUAUUUGUUCUUUUAUGCAUUAUAGGCUUAUAGCUUAUAUAUAAAUUUUAUCCACUCUAAUUCUUUUUGCCCCUUUUAUCAAACGUCGCUAUUUAUAACAGUCGACAUAUUUGCUUUCCUUCAUAUUAUAUCCUCAUCAAACAAACAAAAAACAUUUUGACUAAAAUAGAAAAUGAAGAUCAAGGGAUUAAUAUUGGCUUCUUCUCUCCUGAUUAUUGCAUUCAUUCAUCAUUCGGAAUCAGCUUCAAUGCGGAGUUUGCUAAUGAAGAAUGGAACGUACGAAGAUGAAGAAGCACAAGUUCUAAAGUUCGACUCCACGGAGAUGAUCACUAACACUACAGCUGUGGAGUCAAAACGGAUAAUUCCCACGGGUCCAAAUCCACUUCACAACAGGUAACUUUGAUCAUUCGAGAACAAGAUAUGUUACGUGCAUGUUGUUCUUUUUGUUGUUGUUAUGAUCUAUGAUCGUAUUGUCUAAUGUAAUGAUGAAUGUAUGAUAUACAUUUUAUAAUUUACGUUAACUACUCGAUAUUCUUUGCCUUUCCACACAUAUUUGUUUAAAACUUUGUUUCAAAGUGACUUAAAGAAACCAUAUGAUAUCAUACCGCAACCAAAUAUACCCUAUGGUUGGCUAAGUAGUGGAAAGUGGUUCUCUCCUUCUUCUUUUUUUAACAUAAGUUUUUUUUUCUGUUCAAGCUUUAUACGGGAUCGAUCCUUAUAUACUCCGCAUGAUCCAUAUACCGUCAUUCUUUUAGGAAAUUUUUAAGUGAAAUUUUUUCCUCUUCAUAAUUUUUGAUGUGCUAAGAUCUUCGGAUAUUUCUAACUCAUUUUAAAUGUUUUUUUUUUUUUUGAUAAAAGAAAAUUUGGACCAUUUCUCGAUUUGUGCGUGUCAUCCUUGCGCAGGGGCCAUGCUAAUCUUCUCUGUAUCGUUCCAAUUUUAUCGGAUGUCCCCGAAGGGACAAAGAUAAAAAUGUAUGUCUCAUUUUAAAUGUUAACUUUAAUUAAUUCCAAAUCUAUUUACAAAAUAUCCUUUUAUCACUUUUAGCAUAAACUAUAAAGUGAAGAUGGUUCAAUUAUUUUUAUGAAAAGUUACAUAUAUAUAUGCGCACUAAUUCAACCAAAAACCACCAUAAAUAUAUGACGGAGAAAAUAUAUCGCAUGGCUGGUAUUUGGAUAUCACGUUGAACCAUAUAAUAUUAUAAAAAUAUUAUGAGGAGGCAGAUGUUUCAGUUAUUCUUGUGAAUUUGUGUUUUGUAUAGACUGUGGACUUUUUCUUGGGCAGAAGUUUCUGAAACUAUAAUUUAAUUCACAUAUGUCAGAAGAAACUCACUUUAUAGUUAAUACUUAGUGUCUCCCAACUCCUACCUUGUCUACCUCUGUCUCUGUUACGAAUAUUGAUUAUGCAAUCUUGCAAGUAUGUUGUCUUUAUCAACAUUCUUUAGAUCAUUUUUCACCGUAAGUCUAAAUCUGAUCCCUAGACUCUAAAUCCAAACCUUAAACUCUAAGGGAAUAACAUCAACAUUAACCCAAAUCUUUAAAGUAUAAGAUGUGGAUUUAAGGUUUACGAUUUGAGUUUAGAAUCUAGGAUUUGGAUUUAAGAUAUAGAGUUUGAUUUUAAGUCUAGAGUUUGGAUUUAAGAUUUAAAAUCUAGGAUUUGGGUUUAGGAUUGAUGGUUUAGAUUUAGGUUUAAUGGUUUAAAUUUAUGAUUAAGAUUUUACAACUUAGAGUUUAGUUAGCAGCGUUAACAGUCGUUAAAAUUGGCAUCAUUAUUUUUUCUAUUAUUUUACUUUUUUUUUAAAAUAAUAUUUUUACUACUCAUCUACAUAACAAUUUGAUUGGUGAUAGGAGAUGCGGUGAAUUUAAAGGUUCACUCCCUUUUUUCACACAAUAGUUGAUUGAUACCAAAUUGUAUAUCACACUUAAUUCUUUCUCUCACAAUUCCACAUAUCUUUUGAUAUCCUUUUGUUUUUUUUUUAAAGAAUCAUUUUUCAGUGUCCUCUGUGUUUUAGACCUUUUAUUUACGUUCCUCUUGUUUUACUUUUACAUCAUCCGUGUCUUGUGUAAACUAUUUCUAUAUUUAUCACUCUGAGAAGAAUAAUAGCACAUUCGAUAAGCAAUCCUAUUAUAAAUCUAACUAGAUUCUGAUCCUUUUUUUAAAACGCGAAAAUAUUUAACAAAUUUUAAUUUAUGAAAUCAAAAUUUUUAACAUUUUAUUAUAGUGUAUUUGAAAAUACAUAGUUAUAUUAAUUAUGAAAAUUAUAUAAGAUAUUAUUUAGUUUAUUUUUAAUUAUUUCAAACAUUUUCACUAUAAAAUUUUAAUAAAAUUUAUGCAAUUUAUUUCAUUAAUGGUGUGAUACAUAUUUUGAUAAAUUUUUAAUUACAAAAUUUAUUUGAUAUCAAUUUAUUAACUUUAACAUUUUAUUUAUAUACAGUAGUUAAUUUAAUAUGAAAACUUGUUUACGUAUAUAUGAAAGUAGUUUUCUAUUUAUGAAAAUAUAAAUAAAAUAAUCCAUUGUUUAAUUGUUUCAUAUUAUAUUAAAUUAUUUUGUAAUAUGUAAACCUGGAAAAAAUAUACUAUUAAUUUAGAACACGCUUAAGAAUUUUUUUAUAAUUUGAUUGACUCUAAAAUGUGACAUGGAAAUGAUGAUGUAUAUUGAUGACUCAAAUGUGACUCAAUUGCUUAAUGCCAUCUACGAUUAGCUUCUCUAAACUUGCUGACAUAAUUAAUGUGAGAUUACCGAUUCUAAACCAUUAUUAAUUACCUUUCUCAAUCUCAGUUAGCAUUAAUUUAUUAUCUAGUUAUUUUAAUUAAAAUUCGGAAGGUUUUUAUCCUCUAAUAACUGUUUGGUUCCAACUCUUAACAUAUUUAUAAACCGUAUUAACUAUUUUAUAAAAAAACUAGAAAAAAGUUAUAAAAAUUGAGGUUUGGAGAUAAGGGGUGAAAUUUGGGGAGGAGGGAUUUAAAAUUUUAAAAAUAGAAAAUAAAUGGUAAAUAAUUUAAAAUAUAAAAAAAUAGUUUCGAAAAGCAUUCUCGAAUUUUUAAAAGAAAAUAUGAAACUAAAAAAAGUUUUAAAAAAUAAAUUUGAAAAGAAUAAAUAGUUUGAAUUUGAAAACAUGUAAUUAGAAACUAUAAAUAAGAAAUUAUUUAUUAUUUAUAUAUCUAUAAAACAAGAGGAAAAAGAGUAUUCUGCCUCUUUAAUGAAACAUAGCUUGGUCAUUUUUUGUCUUGAAGAUUUUUUUGUGACAAAAACUUAAAAAAAAUUUUAGGAAAAUUGUCCAAUAAAUUAUUAUCUGUUAUAAUAUUUAUAGAAACUUUAUUUAGUAAUCUACCUCAUCAUCUAAUUAGCCUUCAAUUUACAAAAAAAAUAAAAAUAACCUUUAGCAUUCUAGAAACACAAGAAUUACAGCAGUUAUAAUCUGAUGAUUCGUGAACAUGCAAUAAGGAGCUUAUAAAUUAUAUUUUGAAAAUUCCAAAAUAAGGUAUAAAGUGCAUCACCUUUACAACUAAAAAGGAAAUUGUUUGGCAAAAAAAGAAAAAACUAAAAAGAAAACUGAAUGACAUUUUACAGAUCCUAUCGGUGUAUCUUGAUUAUCAUUUUUGUUGUCGGGUACGUAUAGAAUUUCAACCGUGACCCCUUCACCUAGCCGAGUCUGGUCAGUUCUAAAACCGGAUAUGAGCUGAACCCGUAAAAUCGGUUUGACAGCAAGAACCGGUGACCUGGCUUUACUGAAAAACCCGGUUUAUAAAUUCAAAUCUAACUAAACAUUUUUUUCUCAUUAAAUUAUAUGGUAAAGAUAGUUUUUUUUCUUUCAGUUUGCUUUGAUUUAGCUAGAUUUGAUAAAGCAAACGAAAAAGAAACAUUUUAUGUACACGAAAACAAAAAUAUAUAAAUGAAAUUUUUUACAGGAACUUGAACUGAUGUGACAAUGGAGAAGAAAGAGGAAGAAAUGUGGGUAUGUUGAAAUGGAAAAAAAAAAUAUUUGAAAAAAAUUAAAAGGUGGAUGAGUUUAUGGUAACGGAAUAAGUCAACAGAUUAUUAAUAUUUAGGCUUCGAAUCGUAACCGCGGUUUGUGUGAUAAAAACGGUGCAAAAUUGAAGUACGGUACGGUUCAACUACGGUUUGCAAAAUAAGUACGGUUUUGAUAGAAAAAAUAGUGCGAUUUUGAUUAAAAAAAAAGUAGUGCAGUUUUGAUAAAAAAUAAUAUAAAUAAAUAUGUUAAUAUAAUUAGAAAUUAUUUUUUUAAUGAUAAUGUUAUAUUAUUUUUAUAAUUAUAUAUAUAUUAAAAUUCAUUUUUAAAAUAUAAAUUCAUAUAUAAUAUAUUUUAAAUUUUUUAAUUCACAUUAAAUCCCCAUUUAACAUUUCGAAAUAAAAGUGAUAUUUUAAGAUUUGGUGACAUUGCAUUAUUUAUAUAUAGAUAGUGAUUGGUAACCGUGGUGCGGGGCGAAAUUACUAUAGGAAUUGCAUAAUUGAGCAAGUGUCACCAAUCACACAAACAGUUGAAUAACGCAGUUUACCAAAAAAACACAAAAAGCAAUAACGCACUAUUCUUUUUAUACAUGCAAUUUUUUUGAAAAACACACUAUGUUGUCCAACAGCAAAAGAGCUGUGGUUUUACAUAAAACAGCACUUAACAGUGUAAAGUGAUUUUAAUAAAUAUUUUCUUUUUAAAAAUUCAAUACCAUUAUUCAUUCACAUACUACAAUAAUUAUUAUUUUUAAUCAAAACCAUAUUAAUUUUCUUUAUAUCAAACUGAACUAAUUUUUUUAAUCAAAAUUGUCACCUAUCCUGCAUACCGCAUGAACUGCAAUUCAUCGUACUAUACUUUAAUUUUGUCUCUUUUUUUAUUACCAAAUCACCACUAUCAAAAUGUUAUUUUAGACUUAGACAUCCGGGUUUGGAUCGGGUCUGGGUUCUUGGAAUCCAUGAAACUUAGAUCCAUUUAGGUACUUAUAAUUUUUCGAGUUGGUUUUGGGUCAUAUCAGUUUAAUAACAUUAUAAAAAUAAAUUAUGACAUUAUCACUAAUCAAACAAAUUUAAUUUCAACUUGUAUUAAUGAAACUUAUAUUUUCGGGUUGGUUCUUGUUCGAGUAAAAUGUCCUCCCUCCUAAAUUUUAAAAUAUAGAGAACAUACAUGAAAAUUAAUUUUUUAAUUUAUAUAUAUCAAAAAUUUGUUUUAGAUGAAUUUUGAUAUUUAAAAGUUUCUAAAUAAUAAAUUAAAUUUAAUAUUCAUAACACUAAAUAUUUUUUAAUUUUUUUUAAUUAUAUUGAUUAUAUUGAUAUAUCUACUUUAUAUUAUUAAAUUGUGCUUAACUGUUCAAUUCCGCACAAUAGAGUUUACCAAUCAACACAAUUCUGCACCGCUAAUUUUAUCAAAACUUCACUUAUCCCGAAAAACGCACGAACCGUAGUUGAACCAUCCAGCACUUAAACUCCGUCCGCUUAUUUUACCAAAUCUGCGGUCACCAUUCGGACCCAUACUUAUAAUUAUAUGUAGUUAUUUUUCAUUAUCAUUUUAUUUUAUUUUUAAAUUUGCUUUAAUAAAACUACACACAAUAAAUGUAACACGUAAAAUAGCAUGAUGUAUUAGUUUAGAUAUGUGCAACAUUAAGCUAAUGAAUGGUAUGCGAAGUGUAUAUUUUAAAGUGGUAUUGUCAAAGACAUUCUUGAGUCACCAAUCAACAAUUUUUUCAGAAAAGUGUGCGGUUUUUAAAAAUAAAAAAGCAAAAACGCGAAUGUUAAAUUUACCUCUUACGUAGUUGAUAAUUGAUCAAAACCGCACUACACCUAUUGCCUAGCGUAUUUCACAAAUACGCACUAUGUUCAAGAGAAAAGAAUAUUGUUUUGUGUAUAAGGCACUUAUGUUCAAGAGAAAAAAAAAACAAUUAUUGUCUUCUGAAAAUUAAUUUGAUAUUUUUAUUUUUGAAAGUGUAGCAACUAGCACAUAUUUGAAAGUAACUAUUAUGCUAAAAAUGUAGUUGUAGACAUGUUAUUUAUUUAUUUAAUUCAAAUAACAAUUUUUAAUUUUACCAAUCAAAUAUUAUUCCUCAUAUUUGUUUUUAAAAUCACAUCCAUUAAUUUAUACAUAAAAGAUUAGUAAAUUUAAUUUUGACCAGUGUUUUGAAACUGGACCAGAUAGAUCUGUUAAACUGUGACUCGUUGUUUUACCCGGUUACAUGUUAUGUUAUGUUAAAAACCGUAUAUUAAUUAAAAAAAAAUUGAUUAAACGCGAUCAAAUUCACCAAAACGAGGAAUGUUUUUAAUAUCAUUUUUUUGCAAAUUAGAUUUAAAAGGAUUUUUUAAACUUUACCCGAUCAAAUUCACCACCCUCCAAAAUCUCCCCUCGUAUCAAAACUCUAAGUCUAUAUUACUUAGCUUUAUAGUUAUAAGUGUCUUACUUUUUUAACUAAAGAUAAACAUAGUUAAGGUAAACAUGGAAAGUUGUACUAAAAUGUGGUAAUUGAAGCAAUUUAUCAUAUAUCAAUAUAUUUAGUUUUAAAACAAUAAAUAUUUAAAAAUAUCAUUUAUAAACUGAACAUUUUGUUUGCUAUAAAAUUUAUCGAAUAAGAAUGCGCCAUAUAAAAUAAAUAACUUAAUAAAUAAUUUAUAUAAAUACAUAAACUACAGCCACAUUUUUAUUAAAAUUAUAUUUAAAAUUUUAUAUUUAUCACUAAAUAAAAAUGUUUCAUUUUUUUAGUUAUAUUAAUAUAUUUAUUUAUAUUACUUUUUCUAUCAAACCAUAUUUUUAUAUCAAAACCGCACUAUUUUUUUCUGUUAAAACCACAUUUGUCCCGCAAACCGCAUGAACCACAGUUGAACCGUACCACACUUCAAUUUCGUCUCGCUUAUAUUACCAAAUCCGCAGUUACCAUUCGGACCCUAAAAUAUAAACUAAAAUCAUAAUAUUUGGUGUGGUAUUAGCCGGACCGCUAGUUAUUUCCUAUCCAAAGUUUUCAAGUGCGGUUUUCUAGAUUAUAGGCUAUUUUUAACUGCUCAAAUCGUUUGCGUUUUUUGGACUUUCUCUUUCCAAAACCACACUGUUUUAAAAUGUUUUCGUGAUUGGCGACAUAACUGUGGUUUUGUGAAAACCGCAAUAAGAACUGCACUCAGACAUUCACCAUUCAUUACCUUAGUUUAAUACAAUUAAUGGUAAAAAGGAAGUAUGUCUGUAUAUAUAUUUAUUUGGUGACGUCAUUAUAUAUACAUAUACAUAAAACUAUUAUUAAAACCCUUUGUACCGGUUAAACUGUGACUCACAUAUUUCACAUGUUCAUUAUCCGGUCCAGUUUUUAAUACAUUACGUAUAACCAACAUGUUGAUAAUAAUUAAGAAAACUAUGUGAUUUUUCCGUUCUCAUGCACGGAUAUAAAUAUUUAUAAAAUAAAUAUACUAUAAUAAUUGAUUGUUAUUUAUUUUUAAUUUUAAAUUAAUUUAUAAUUUGUAUGCACAAUUUAUAUUAAUAAUAUUAUAUUACUUUAAUUAGACAUAUGAUUUUAGAUAUGUUAUAUCUAUUCGGUUUUGUUGUUUUUACACUCAAUUUAGUUAUCAUUUGAGUAUAUUAAAUUGCAUUUAUUUCUCUAAAUUCAACUAUAAUAUUUUUUAAUAAAUAUAUUAAAAUUAUGAUUUUUCUUAUUUGCAUUUACGUUGUUGUUUUCUUAGAAAUGUAAAUAUAUUUAAGGAAAAUUAUGUAUAACUUAAGAUGUAUUGUGCUUAGAAUGAAAUAUAAAAUAAACUAUAGUGUUUGAUUCCAAAUUACGUAAAUUAAUAUAACGAUAAUAUUCUACAGUCUCAUGCAUAUAUAAAUUUUA